GAUUCCACCAACAAACGCCAAACGGUGGUGUACAUUCCUCGCCCAAAAGUCUUCACGGCAAACAUGCAUGUUUUCAGCGAUUUGGGGGCGUUUUGUAACACCACAGGGUUCGUUCCCACUUCCGCUCCUAUUAAAAUGAAAUCGAAGAUGCCAAACAUUUUGAAACAAGGUUUUCGUACAAAACUGUACAGACGUGGAGAGAGAAGAAAAAAGAGCUGAUCUCCGAAAUGUACAAACACCAGGACUCUCUCAUAGUCCUCAGAAAGGCCAGAAAGGCAUGCUGGAAGAGUGAGGGAAAAUUAAUCAUUGCCACACAGAAAUGUUCAGACCGGCAAAACCAGACGGAUGUAGAUGUUCGGCCAAAGGCAUUGAAGAAGCUGGAGAGCAUCCUGGAGCGAAAGCAGGUGAAGCACCAGCAGAAUGUAGAGACGUUUAUGGAAUCAUUUAAGAACGAAUUCACUCUCAGGAAAUCUGUCCUCGAGCAAGCGCAAAGGCUUGAGAGUCUCAUCCUGGCGGAGAUGGAGGCGGCCAUUACCCUUCUGAUGAACACGAACAGGCAGGAUAUCAGUGCUGAGCAGGUUGCAGACUUCGCGAGGUUAAUUUACGGCAAGACCUCCCGCGCAUAUUGCUUUAAGAACGCCUUGCCCGAACUCUGCCUCAAGGAGAGGGUCUUGCUUUCAACCUUCGACACCAGCAGGAUCAACAGGAAGGGCAUGCUUAGGCUGUCGGCCUAAGGCGGAGCUCAUCACUGG
Messenger RNA from Mya arenaria, 752 nucleotides. RefSeq lists its product as uncharacterized. Bases 228 to 734 code for a protein of 168 amino acids. The transcript is spliced from 9 exons. Lineage: Eukaryota; Metazoa; Mollusca; Bivalvia; Myida; Myidae. The record is from RefSeq and is a predicted model, not a curated record.